GUUAAUAAUUGUUUUUAUUGAAUUUGCUUUAUAUAGUUUAAUAGUUAGUUUAAUUUAUAUUAUCAUCAGCACUAUGAUUUAAAAACAAAAGUUUCGUUAUUUAGAAAUGAGAACAACUCAUCAAUCAUGCAAGACUUCACUAGCAUAUUAAAUAUAAUAUUUAUUAUAAGUGGUGGCGUUUUAACUUUUGUUAUUCUAUUUAUAUUUGCCAAAAGACAGAUUACCAGAUUUGCACUUCGUUCUAGACGAGGCCCGCAUGUUCCUAUUGGUACUGAUGCUAAGAAAUGCCUCAAAAAAGAAAUAGAGCGAAGGAUAGAAGCUGUGCCCAGGAUUAUGCUUGAGCCUCGACUACUGUGUGGAGAUCUUUCCCAUUAUAUUCUGGAGCCCCAGCAACCAUAUCACUACCGAUUUAGAGCUGUAGAUGAUGUAAAAAACCUAGAAGAAGAAAUUGUGUGUCAAGAUCCUAAUCUGCGACGACAUCCCCGUGAAUCACUUCGUGCUUUUUUACUCUCAUGUCUAGCCGCCCCACUUGAUGGCAGAGGUCAAAAGCUGAUCCACCAGUUCUGUGAUGCAUAUGAAUCUGCGAGACAUCAUCCAGCUGAGUUUGGAGAGGAAGAGUAUAGGUCUUAUAAUAGAUUACUGCUGAAGUUAUUAGAUGCUGCUCGAUUACUAAAAAGUGUGGGCUGUGUGAGUGGAGGGUCAAGGGGAAGUCCUCAAAGGCGACCCGCAAGGCUGCUUGAUCCCACAAGACUUCGACCUCCACUUGCACAUAACAAUCAGUACACAGCUCUAGAGAAUUUGCCAGUAGACUCAAAGAUAGAAGAGGAAACAAUUCAUGUGCCGAUCAAGAGUCCGACUGAGCCCAUUGUGAAGCCCCCAGCUGAUGAGACUGCUGUCUGAGGGUGGAACGCCCGCAACGUACAGACUCUGUAGCGGGCGUGAGUGAAGUGAAAUGAUACUGCAAGGUAUUACAGAACGUAAAGGGGACAGAUGUGGUGAAAAGACAAGAUGGCUAGUCAAGUGAUUAGACAAGUGAAGUUUAAGUGAAAAUGUAUAAAGUUGUGUAGGUCUGCUAAUUAUGUUGCCUAUUAUAGUAAAGAAUCAUUAUUUGGA
Molecule: messenger RNA, 1113 nt
Organism: Pieris rapae (cabbage white)
Lineage: Eukaryota; Metazoa; Arthropoda; Insecta; Lepidoptera; Pieridae
Product: protein C1orf43 homolog
Exons: 5
Coding region: 127-900 (257 amino acids)
Source: RefSeq, a predicted model, not a curated record